Molecule: messenger RNA, 1617 nt
Organism: Anthostomella pinea
Lineage: Eukaryota; Fungi; Ascomycota; Sordariomycetes; Xylariales; Xylariaceae
Source: the annotation of a GenBank genome assembly
AUGGAGCUUACACAAACAAACAGAAGUCCCAAUGAAACAGUUUCGCCGCACCUCUCAGAACUUCAGCGAGAGGAGAUCCUGGCCAAAGAAUACGAGCAGCGCGUUCGAGAGGAGCAGAACCAGAAGCUUCGGGAGUGGCACGCAAGCAAGCUCAACGAGCUGAAGCAGGAUUCUGCCAGUACGGAGUGGGAGGAUACUGCACACAGGUUCUUUGAAGGAGCUACUCCAUACUUCCUGAAACAAUUCAGGGAAAAACGUGCUACAUUUCAAGGCAAGACAUGGGCCGAUGUGCGUCGAGCAUUUGAACAAGCACAGAAGGAACGUCUAUCAGGCAAAGCUGGACAACGAAUUUCUCGGGAUAGAGACUGGGCGCCUUGGGAUAUAACCAGAGCUCGCACUUUACUGCAAGAAAACACGUCUAGCAACUCGAACCCCGGAUGCAUUACAGUAUCACCAGCUUUAGCGCUGUCACAGAAAGCCUCUGUCAUGUCUACUGUGGCGCAAGGUCCUCAGGAAGCUGCUGCUUCGCAAGCACACGACCUCAAUCCAUUGCUAAGCCCUCGCAUAAAUAAGAAGACGGUGCGAAAUACGCCAGAAACCAAGGACAAUGACAGACUCUCAUGUGCAGACUCCCAUCCCAGGGUCCGGAAGCGGCAACUUGAUAGAGAGUCCUUCGGACCAGAAUCGAAAAGAGCACGUCAGGAAGUACCAAGCCAGAUUAUCUUGCUUUCACCCGGUAAUACAGCCCCAGCAUCGCCUGCUACGACGCCCCCUCCAAGGUCACUAUUCUCCAUCUCUUCGCAGUCGUUGAAACGCCUCCAACCAGGAGCCUGGCUCAACGAUGAAGCGAUUAAUGCGAUACUUCUGAUCAUUCGACACGCACCGGGCAGUUCCAUCAAUGUCAUCGAUUCCGUAUUACCCACGAUAAAGCCGCCGAGUUUUAACGCCAGAAAGAUGCUUAUCCCUAUGCACGUGAACCGCAAUCAUUGGGUUCUUGCUGUUAUCGAUGAGGUUCGGACGUCUGUUGUUGUCUAUGACUCUCUUCCAUCAUUAGAGACCCGGAAUGAGAUCCGAGCUCAGAUGGAAGAAGUUUCCAAGAAAUAUCUGAAAGUGAAUCUCAGGUCCGUGCAUUUCACCAGCCCUUUGCUGCAAGACAACCAUGCCGAUUGUGGUGUCCUCCUCCUGGUAGCAGCAUUCUACAUUUCAGCAGGCCUGGCGAUUCCGUACACAGUGGAUGUACCGUUCUGGCGUGAAAUGAUAGCCACACUCUUGUGUCCGCCGGCAAGUGGUGGUACUUCAGUACGUAUAAGCAAUGACGCCAUGGCUUUAGCGCCAUCUGUUUCCGCUGUGGAGGAUACUAGAGACGGUCUACUUCCUCUGUCUAGACGCUGGGCUGCCGCGGUCUCGGAGAGAAAGCUCCAGAUUACUGGGUUGGAAUGUGCAAAUGUAGCACUGGAUAUCCUCAACACGUUAAAGGGCGGACAGCUCAGUCACGAGGCAGAACCUCAUCUCUCUUCAGCCAUAGUCUUCUGCAAGAAGAAGAUACGACAGAAACAGAGAAUGACGGAGGAACUGGGGAUGGCUCAAUCCGUGGCACAAGAGGCAUGCAACGUGUAG